Pristis pectinata (smalltooth sawfish) is the source of this 2687-nucleotide messenger RNA. It is a transcript of the gene tamalin, whose product is annotated as trafficking regulator and scaffold protein tamalin. The transcript is spliced from 8 exons. The coding region runs from base 260 to 1129 and encodes 289 amino acids. Gene Ontology annotation, molecular function: protein binding. The record is from RefSeq and is a predicted model, not a curated record. NCBI's taxonomy places the organism in Eukaryota, Metazoa, Chordata, Chondrichthyes, Rhinopristiformes, Pristidae.
UGUUCGAUUCCAUCCGGUUAAAAGAAAAUUAGAAUGAGAAUCGUUGGAAAAUGACUUUCGAAGAGUGAAGAGGUUAAGUCGCAAGGAGGAUUACGGCAGCGCCGAUUGCGCCGCGUCUUGUGGGGCCGAGAACGAAAUUUACAAAAGCAGCAGUGAAACUUACAAAACCGGCGCUGAAACUUACAAGGCGUCCGAACUUUACAAGACCCUCGCCUACUCGGGAGGCACGCUGCCUCGCAGUCACAAGCAGAGGUCAUUAAUGAAAUGGAAAACACUGACAGACGCUCCUGAGCAUGAAAGGAGAAUUAUUACCUUAGAAAAGCAAGAUGAUGAAGCUUUUGGAUUUGAAAUUCAGACAUAUGGCUUACAUCACCGAGACGAGAACACACUGGAAAUGUGCACAUUUGUGUGUCGGGUCCGUGAGAACAGCCCAGCCCAGCUAGGUGGGCUGAGACAAGGCGACACCAUCACCAGCAUCAAUAGGACAUCUGUUGAUGGUUUCCGCCAUCGAGAUAUUGUGGAUCUUAUCAAGUCAUCUGGAAAUUGCCUGAGGCUAGAGACUGUGUACGGAACUUCCAUCAGACGAGCAGAGUUGGAAACCAGACUGCAAUACCUGAAGCAAACACUGCAGGAGAAAUGGGAGGAGUACAGGUCACUAAUGGCCCAGGAACAGAGACUGGUGCAUGGGGUCGUGUCAAAAGAUCCGAGUGUUUAUGACGUUUUCGAAUCGGUCAGAGCCAGCCUUUUUGGUCAAGGUCUCUACCACGGCCCAGAGGCCCAGAGGCAGAGCCACUCGAGUGGCAGCAGCACCAGCACCAUGGAGGGCAAUGACGAGCCCAUUUAUCAGACUUGUGUCUUUGACCCCUUAGACAUGAGCAGCGAUGACAGCCGCAGCACUCACAGUAAUGAGGUGGUCCUCGCCAAGAAGGCACUGACAAGGAGUGUGAGCGCCAGGGCUGGUCACAACGGAGUCAGCUCCUCCUCCUCCUCCUCCUGGGAGAAAUGCAACAACCAAAAUGCCUUUGGGACACUUCCAAGGAAACCUAGGAGGAAGAGCUUGCGGAAGAGGCUGCUCAAGUAUAUCCCUGGACUCAACCGAUCAGUGGAAGAGGAAGAAAGCCACUUGUAGGCAAAAUGUCUGCCUGUUUAUUUAUUACGUUUCCUAUUUUCAACGCUAAUCACCGCCACCAGGAGUCUUAAAGAGAGGUCGCCAGAAGAGGGGAGAUGACCAAACCGCUUAGAUCUACCCGCUUCACCCAAAGUGGUGGGCGGGAUACACCCGAAGUCACCGUGGAGUUGGACGGUAUCGGCAAAUGCAAAAGUGAGCUGGAUAGUCUCUGUGCCAAAGGAUGUGACUGAGGGGAGGGUAAGAGAUAAGUUUAAUGGUUUUUCUGAACUCUGGGAUAAACCGGAUAGACUGUGAUGGUCCUUUUGUGGUUUCCCCACACUCUUGUCUUCCUUUGGAAGAGUGUACUUUCAUUAUACAUUUUCCAGUUGCUUCUACCUUCUGAGGCAGUGGAAGGAGUCAAGAGUUAUGGGGCUCUAGGGAAAGAAAAAGGGGUUGGGAAUAAUAUAGAGUGUGAGGGGUUGAUCGGCGUCCAUGCUGCAUCACUCUGUCAUUUUCACCCUCCUGUGGGCACAGACUCCCUCUUGGGCGAGCCUGUACAGGUGGCAGCAGCCUUGCUCAGGUGUGGGCACUGAAAAUCCCACAGAGUAGGACUGUGAAGCAGGGCCACAUUUUGCACCAAGCUUGGCUCUUCUAACUGCUUGAUGUCCAAAUUCUUUUUUAAUGUUGAAUUUUGUUCUGUUUUGAGGGUGGGUGUGACUCUGACCUUUUAGCUGUUUCCAUUACAGCUCCAUUGUUAGGAGAGCUGUGAACAGGCUGCCUUGAGGUUGCUGGCUGAUCUCACCUCACUCUCAGUUCUGCUUGAGGGAAAGGAACUUGAUACUUGGUGGCUGUGCUGUCUGUGGUCACCAGCACGCAGGCUCCUUCUAUCCUUUGUCCUCUCACGACUGCCUGGUCCCCCUUUUUUGCCCUUUGGCCAUUGCUAGGUGAUCCCUCCUCUAUCUUGGGAUAACCUUGCAGCCCCGCAGCGCCUUUGAAAGCUCCCAAAGCAUUUACGGCGGUGCAAAUGAGAAGUGAGUGAAGUUUGGGAAGGUGGUGACAGGAGGAAUCUCAGUCAAAAGAGGUGGGGAAUAACUGGGAAACCGUGGGCUUGCUAUCUGCCUGUUUCCAAGAGGCUGAAGCUUUGGUCACAUUUUUUUUGGGAGGGGUGUGACUGCAGGGAAGGAGAGGAUUCCAAGAAAUCUUUCUUAGUGUGGGUGUCAAAUGGAGUUAUUCUGCCAAUUGGGAUGUCCGAACGUCAGCAUGAGUGGGAUAAAGUCAGGCCCAAACGCACGGCUCACAGACUUUGCCACCAAACAACCUCUCCCAAUCUGAAUCCAGCCUUUCCACGCCGUGACCUAAGACCACAUACAACUGUGGUGAACCCGCUGGGCAUCCAAAGCUGAACGGCCAGUGAGAUCAAACUUCAGCUGUGCCAGUGGUAAAUUUCUGUGCAGCAAAUCGUCACGGCAACGCUCCUUGAUAACAUGUGAUUUGUCAGAAACCUAACACAGCGACUUCCCAAUUUUUGUCUUUAAUCUUUCCUCUUUUGAAGACAGUGGUGUCGAUUUUUUUGCCCCUG